UUGCAUAAACAACAUAACACAUCUGCUUCAAACGUAUACUUCGCAAAGAAUCAUUACAAUCGUUCGAUUUAAUUCGCGUACAUUCUGUCUAAAAAUCAUUUCUCCGCGAUGCCAAAGCCGUAGUGAAGCCAACCAAGCCCGGCGCCAUGGCCACAGCCCGAAUUACCGACGAAUACCCGAUCACCUACGAUGCAACGAAGGCGCCGGUGCCCUACGGCCGCUGGGCCCCGGGACUCAUCACAAGGUGGCUAACCUCCAGACAAGUGUAUGAGAAGCAGCGCACGCUCUUCACGCUUUGCGACUACCUGCACGACCCCGAACACAUCACCUGCUGUCUGCAGACAGGUCUGGUGACAGUGCUCUGUCGUCUGCUGGAGGACGAUGACUCGAUUGUCCGCCACAAGUCGGCGCAGUGUCUGGGCGUGAUCGCUGGACAUGCCGUCGGUCGUGAGGACCUCCUGCGGCGGGAUGCGCUGACCCACCUCAGCUGGCGCUUCGGCGACUCUGUGCCCCUGGUCCGCCGCAACGCCCACCAGGUGGUAACGGCGCUGCUGAAGACGCCGGAGGGCGUGGAGGCCGGCCUGGCCUGCGACCUGAUCCCGCAGCUGUUGUCUCACCUGCUGACAGAGCUGGGGGAGAUCAUGCUGCUCUGCCUGACCUCGCUGCAGCCGCUGCUUAGAGAGGACCCCCGCCGCGGUCUGGUUCUGGGCGGCGUGCGCACCAUGAACCAGCUCUUGCUGUCCGAGGUGUCCUCGAUCCGCGCCGCAGCCGCCGCCUGCCUCCACUACCUCUGCCUGCCGACGCAGGGCAAGAAUGAGGCCACCGCGCUGGGCUCUCUGCCGUUGCUGGUCCGACUGCUGAAAGACUGGGACUCGGCGGUGCGCACGCAGGCGGCCGCCGCCGCCGGCGCCGUGCUCGUCACCACGCCGGCCAAGAUGCUGGCCAUGCAGCUGCCCAUGCUGGAUCACCUGCUGGCGCUGACGCGGGAGGGGGACGUGCCCGAGGCGCGCAUGCUGGCGCUGCAGGCGCUGGCCACGCUGGCCUCCCACCCAGAGGCCAGACGCCGGCUGCGGGCCGAGCGUGACGUGCUGGAUGAUGCGAGCCAAAGUCCGAACGAAGGCGUCAGCCGGUGCGCGGCCCGCGCCCUGGAGGAGGUCCUCUGGGACCCGUGAGAGGUCCUCUGGGA
Pollicipes pollicipes is the source of this 1186-nucleotide messenger RNA. RefSeq names its product radial spoke head 14 homolog. The coding region runs from base 147 to 1172 and encodes 341 amino acids. The transcript has 4 exons. Lineage: Eukaryota; Metazoa; Arthropoda; Thecostraca; Pollicipedomorpha; Pollicipedidae. Gene Ontology annotation, molecular function: protein binding. The record is from RefSeq and is a predicted model, not a curated record.